Molecule: messenger RNA, 6654 nt
Organism: Symbiodinium sp. CCMP2592
Lineage: Eukaryota; Dinophyceae; Suessiales; Symbiodiniaceae
Source: the annotation of a GenBank genome assembly
AUGUCCAAGGUGACAUCCAUAUCCUGGAGCAACAACACAACCAGGCUAGCCACCGUCGGAGCAGACAAAAUCGUUCAGCUCUUUGACGAGCAUGGUGAAAAGCAGGAUAGGUUCAGCACAAAGCCGGCUGACAAGGCUGCGAGAAUGUAUGCGGUGCGGACCAUCGAAUUCUCCCCAGACGGCACUAAGCUGGCCGUGGCACAGAGUGACAACAUCGUGUUCGUGUACAAGCUUGGAAGCGACUGGAAGGACAAGAAGUCCAUCUGCAACAAAUUCCAGCAGUCCUCGAGUGUCACGUGCCUCACCUGGCCUGCUGGACAUCCAAACGAGGUUGUGUUCGGUCUUGCCGAAGGCAAGGUGAAAGUCGGCCAGCUGAAGUCGAAUAAGGCUGCUACUCUCUACUCGACCGAUUCUUUCGUAGUCUCGAUGUGUGCCGGUCCGGAUGGAAACUCCAUUCUCAGUGGUCACCUGGAUGGUUCCAUCUACCGUUUCCACUUCGAGACGGAGACGGUUCCUCGGCCGACCACCACGAAGUUUGCCAUGGUGCCUCAGUGUGUGCCCUACGCCUUGUCCUGGGGCUACGCCGGCAUCUGCGCCGCGGGUAACGACCGCAUGGUGCGCUUCUGGGACUCGGAGGGCCGGGAAGGGCAGACCUUCGACUACAGCGGCGACCCGAAGAUCAAGGAGUUUACGGUCGCAGCCUUCAAUCCAUCCGGCGAGUCCGUGGUGCUGGGAAACUACAACCGCUUUCUAGUCUUUGCCUGGCAUCCGAAGAGGAGCGAAUGGGCGGAAGUUGUACAGCGAGAGGUGCCGAACCUCUACUCGGUCACUGCUCUUUCAUGGCGGGCAGACGGGUCUAGGCUCAUCGUUGGCGCUCUUUGUGGUGGCGUGGACAUGUUCGACGUGUGUAUUCGGCGAUCCCGUUAUCGCGACUCGCACGAGUUCACCUACGUCUCCCUGAGUCAGGUCAUCGUCAAGAGCCUGCGCUCCGGUGCUCGCAUCGUGCUCAAGAGCAACGUCGGUUUCGAGAUUAAGAAGAUCAACAUUUUCCAGGAGCGCUUCCUGGUGGCUCACACGCCGGAGAGCAUCUUGCUCGGAGACCUGCAGACCUGCAGGUUGUCCGAGAUUCCCUGGCACUCUAGCGGCAAUGAGAAAUUCGUUUUUGACAACCCGACCGUCUGCAUGAUUUUCAAGGCCGGUGAGCUAUCUGUCGUUGAAUAUGGCUGCAACGAGUUGCUGGCCUGUGCCCGGACAGAGUUCAUGUCUCCGCACCUCAUCAGCGUUCGGAUCAACGCCCCGGAAGAGAGUGAUGCCUAUGCUCCGGCGAUGGGGGAGCUGAAGGUCAUCGCAUAUUUGCUGGACCUGAUGACCAUCCGUGUUUGUGAUCUGGUUUCGAAUGCAACGUUGGCAAACAUCCAUCACGACACGAGGAUUGACUGGCUAGAACUGAACCCGAAUGGGGCAAAUCGUCUCAUCUUCCGGGACAAGCGGAGGCAGCUCUACCUCUUUGACAUUGAGCAGCAGAGCCGGGUGACCCUCCUGAACUACUGCAACUAUGUGCAGUGGGUUCCCGACAGCGACGUCGUCGUGGCUCAAAACAGAGGACAGCUCUGUGUCUGGUACUCCAUCAAUGCGCCCGACCGCGUAACGCUGCACGAGAUCAAGGGCGACAUCGAAGACAUCGAGCGAUCCAACGGCCGAACCUGCGUGAUCGUGGAUGAGGGCGUCAACAUGGUGGAGUACGAGCUGGACGAGGGCUUGAUCUCCUUCGGCUCCUGCUUGGAAAGGGGUCAAUACGCUAAGGCGGUGGACCUCUUGGAGGAGCUCCCGUUGACACCAGAGACCGAAGCCAUGUGGCGCUCACUGGCUGAUGCCUCUAUGGAGCACUUCAACUUGCCGGUAGCCGAACGCUGCUAUGCCGUUUUGGGCGAUGUAGCAAAGAGCCGAUACCUGCACAAGGUCAACCGGCUGAUUCAAGAUCAUGCUGCAGAGGUUGGUGGUGAUGGCUCCAACUACUACAUGGCCCAGGCGAAGAUGGCCAUGCUGGCAAAGCAGUUUCAACGCGCUGAAGCUAUUUUGCUGGAUCACAACGAACUCGAUGAAGCACUGGCCAUGUAUCAGGAGCUGCACAAGUACAACGAAUCCAUACAACUUGCAGAGCGAAAGAACCAUCCCAAGCUCAUGCACCUGAAGAACUACUACCUGCAAUGGUUGCUUUCCACACAGCAAGAGGAGAAGGCAGGCGAGCUUCAGGAGAUUGAUGGCGACUACGUCAGGGCUAUCGAACUGUACCUGCGCGGGGGUAUGGCUGCAAAGGCCGCAGCGGUGGUCCAGCGACACAAUGCGAACUACUCCCAGGAGCUGUUGCAGAAGAUCGUUGCCGGGCUUCAGGCAAGCGGAAUGCAUGACCGUGCUGGUGCCCUCUACGAGCGAAUGGGCCUGAUUCAGCCGGCCAUGGACGCGUACCGUCGGGGGCACGCCUACCGACAGGCCAUUGAGCUGGCGAAGCACUCCCAGCCUGGCCUGGUGGUGGCUCUGGAGGAGGAGUGGGGUGAUUGGUUGGUCUCGCAGCGGCAGGUAGAUGCCGCAAUCAAUCACUACAUCGAGGCAGGCUCAGCCCAGAAGGCAAUCGAUGCCGCCAUGACUGCGCGGCAGUGGCACAAAGCAGAGACACUGCUGGAUCAGGCAUCAAUGGGCGCAGAUCAAAGCUUUGCGCUGCCUUUCUACGAAAAGCUUGCCAUGCACUAUGCGCACUCUCGCCAGUUCGACCAAGCAGAACGUGCCUUCAUCAAGUCUGGCCGACCGCAGCGGGCUGUGCAGAUGUAUGUUGAGCACGCGCAGUACGAGAAAGCUCACCGUGUUGCCAAAGCACACCUCUCCCCUGCAGAGAGGACAGAGCUCUACAUUGCCCUGGCGCAGGGGCUGGAGCAGUCGGUGAAACUGCAAGAGGCUGAACAGAUGUACUUGGCCGUCAACGAGUUUGAUCUGGCCAUCAACAUGUACAAGAAGCGUGAGGAGUACGAGCAAAUGUUACGCCUGGUGUCCAAGUACCGCAAGGAGCUCUUGAAUGAUACCUACAAGCACAUUGCAGAGCAGUACGAGAUGAAGGGCAACCUCAAGAAAGCCGAACACUACUAUGUUGAGGCCAAGAUGUGGACCAGUGCCAUGUCCAUGUACCGCCAGCUCGAGAAGUGGGAAGAUGCGAAGCGGGUGGCCAAGGCUAACGGCGGCAAGCAGUCUUUCGAAAAGGUGGUCCUGGCUCAAGCUCACGCGACCUUCAAGGAACAUGGAGCCGAGGCCGGCGCACAGCUGCUUGCCAAGCACGGCCUCAUCGAGAUCGCCAUCGACUAUGCAGUGGAGCAUAGUAACUUCCAGCACGCUUUCGAGCUGGCGAAUCACUCUGCGAAGCACAAGCUUCCGGACAUUCACCUCAAGAAGGCAUUGGCUUUAGAGGAUGAUGAACAGUUCAAGCUGGCAGAGGAGGAGUUCAUCAAGGCGAAUAAGCCCAAGGAAGCCAUCGACAUGUACGUGCAUGGCCGCGACUGGGUUUCAGCCAUGCGUGUAGCAGAGGCAUACGAACGCGAGAGCGUGAAGGACGUCAUGGUCCACCAUGCCAAGGAUCUUGUCGACCAGAACAACAUGCAGGCCGCCGAGAACCUCUUCGUGCAGGCCGGCAAGCCAGAGUUGGCAGUGAAGGCAUAUUCCUCCAAGCGCAUGGUGAACGAAGCCGUGAGGGUCUGCAAGAAGCACUGCCCGCAGAUGUUGGGCGAUGUGGUCGACUCCUACGGUGAUGGGGCCGCUGCUCCAGGCGCAGCGCAGAGCCUGGACGAGAUCCUGGAUGCUGCCAAAAUCUACGAGGAGACUGGCAACUAUUCGCGUGCCAUCGACGCUUACCUGUCAGUGAGCGAAACGGCUUCUUCGGAGUCGGAUCGCUUGGAGGAGGCCGCCCACAGCAAGGCAUCGAUCUUCUAUGGAGCAGACGAGUAUCUUGAGGAGCUUAAGAAGAAAUACUCCCACGACCACGAAAUUGCUGCGCUCAAGAAUGCGUUGCCGGGCGAGGGAGAUCCUAAUGCGGCAGGCGUUGCCCAGAGCAGCGACAAGAUGCUCUCCGUUCAGAAGAACGACGAGAACAGGAGCUUGAAGACCAAUCGGCUCUUCCCGACUCCGAACAAGCCAGACCCGAUGCCGCAGAAUCUGGCCUUCUUGUUCACCAAGAUCACCCCGGUGCUUUGGCUGAAAGUGUGGAAUGUCCUUACCGCAAUUUUCUGCAGUCAAGUGCUGAUGGUGAUCGGCUACUGUGCAGCCUUGGCUACCUUCCCGGACUACUGGUGGACCUGCACGCUUUGCUUCGGCGUCCCGUUCUCGUACAUCGCCAUCCAGAACAUUUACAUCGAUCACGAUGUGAUGCAUGGCGCCACUUUCCCGGUUUACGAGUGGCAGCGCUUCUUGACACACCCCUUUGCCGACUUUGUCUCUCUCCCGUGGGAGGAGUUCGUGCUGGAGCACAACAGGCAUCAUGCCUCAACUGUGGACUUGCUGAUCCAGGGCGAGUUCGGCUGGGACCCUGAGGAGUUCCAUUACGCCCUGCAGCAGUGGGCCGGGCCAUGGAGCUCCAACUGGUACAAAUACCUGCUCACCGUUCCCUUUAUCCCUGUGAUCCACUUCUUUGGCCUGAACGACACCGGAUCCCUGUUCGCCUUGGAGUGGUGGAUGCACUUCCCCGACGAGGGUGCAGGUGGCAAGUGCAACAAGGAGUUCUGGAGCAAGUGGAUUCCCCGCCGAAUCAAGCACAAUGCCUUCGUGCUCUCCCUGUGGGCCUGCAUCUGGCUGCUUGGUACCUAUCCUCUGGGACGUCCGCUGAGCGAGGGGUGGCGGUUCAUGUUCACCGUGUCGUUCUUCGCUCGCAUCGGCUACUCCGCGGCCUGGAUGUUCAUCACCAACUUCACUCAUAGCUUGCCUUGGAACGAGUUCCUGGCACAGGAUCCUGGCCGCACCUGGCCUGUCCUUCAUAACGUGAUGGCCAUGGUUCUGGGAGGAAAGCACCGCUGGAACGAGAUGCUCUUCCACGACGUCCAUCACGCUUUUCCAAAUGCCGUUGGCACGCUGAGCCAGCGCGGUCGCUUCCAUGGCUGGGAGAAGGUUCAUGAUGCAGCGGCAGAAGUCCUGCACCGAGGGCUGUGGAAGCCCAAUGGUGAUGAGGAGACGCAGAUGCAGAAGACUCAGAAGAAGCGCUCCAUGAUGAUGCAGCAGGGCAGGCAAGUUCUCAGUCGCGCUUCGUUAGACUCGUUUCAGGAAGGAGCCUGGGUGGAGGCAGUAGUGCUCCUUUCGUACAUCUUGCUCAUGGAUGUUGUCGACUUGGUCUGGGAGAACGCGGUGCGCCUCUCCAUGAAGCACGCGCCGGAGCGCUACUCCGAGAUCGUGUCGAUUGUCUCGAAGAGGUUGAAGCUUAUCCAGCGCUUUGAGGCAGCUGCAGAGCUUUACGAAAGCAUCGACGCUUUCCGCGAAGCUGUGAACUGCUACAUCGCUGGCGAGGUUUGGGACAAAGCGCGGCAGCUGGCGCAGCAGCACUGCCCAGACAUGGUCCGUGUGGUGGAGGAUAGGUACAAGUCCGAUUUGGUUGGCAAAGGCGAUGGAGACGAGCUGAUUCGACGAACGGGAGACGUGGACAGCGCGCUGGACAUGUAUGCCCGCAAUGGAGACUGGACAAAGUGCCUGGCGCUGGCCGAGAAGCACAGCCCGAAGAUGCUGCCCCAUUACCUGGUGCAAUACUGCAAGGUUUUGGUCAACAGGCAGGAGGUCACGGAGGCCGCGCAGAUGCUGGUCCGCUAUGGCCCGCCGCCUGAGCAGUCCAACUUCCAGCUCUACAAGCACAUUCACACCGAGCUGCUGGCCAAGCCUGACGCAACGGGACCGCCGCUGGUGCGGGAGAUGCUGCUUCGUGUCACAAUGCCACCGGGCACCUUGGGAGCACCGCCUACUCCGAAGAUCCUCUCGGAAGAUCGCCGUCCCCAGGCGGAGUUUCUGAAGGCCCUCCUGACCGCACAUCUGCAGACGGUUCGGGAGAGGUUGCGGGAGAGGAACAUGGCCCCAGAGGUUGUGGCGAAGAUCAGUGUUGCACUUUGUCGAUACUGUGCAGAGUUCCCUUUAGAUCUCGCGUUCUACGACGCUGGUAUUGACUGCAAAAACGCAGGCAUGAUCAAUAUGUCCUUCUUCUUCCUGAACCGCUUCCUUGACAUCGCAGAUGCAAUCGAAGAUCCGGACAAUGCUGCGAUUGACAAUACGGACUUCAUGGAGACCGACAUUCCUUCACCCUAUGAUCUGGACCUCCCUGAGCAAGCUCACAUUUCCAACGACAAGGUCGAAGAGAUCCGCGAUUGGGUUUUGGGUUGGUCCAUGGACCAAAACGUCCAGCAGAAGAUGGACCUGCGGCCAUGCGACAAGUGUGGGGCGCAUAUCUACACCGGAGCAGCGACGUGCCCGCACUGCGGAACGGUCAGUGAGCCCUGUAUCAUCUCGGGCUUUCCCGUCCUGAAGAAGACGCGCGUGGAAUGCACGGUAUGCCAUUCCGCAGCGAAUCGGGACGACUGGAACAUCUGGGUGCAGAUGUUCAAGGAGUGUCCAUGGUGCUCAUCUCCUCAGAACGCGCAGUACUAG